Messenger RNA from Eucalyptus grandis, 2035 nucleotides. Its product is annotated as (-)-germacrene D synthase. Gene Ontology annotation, biological process: diterpenoid biosynthetic process. Lineage: Eukaryota; Viridiplantae; Streptophyta; Magnoliopsida; Myrtales; Myrtaceae. Gene Ontology annotation, molecular function: terpene synthase activity; magnesium ion binding. The coding region runs from base 83 to 1786 and encodes 567 amino acids. The record is from RefSeq and is a predicted model, not a curated record. The transcript has 7 exons.
UAUUGAUGUUUUGCAACGCAGACAAAACCUCUCCUCUCUCUUCCGUUUGUGCAUUGGGUACACGUAAGAAAAAAGAGAGAAUAUGUCGCAGGUCUCAGCAACUCCAUGCGCUCCUCCGAAUAAAGGAACAGGCCAUGUGAUCGAACGUCGGUCGGCGGGUUAUCACCCCAGCGUAUGGGGGGAUUACUUCCUUAAAUAUGAUUCUCCCUCCAACUCAGUGAAGUUCAAAUUCCUCGGAAGAGUGGAGGGACAAAUUGAGGAACUGAAAGGAGAGGUGAAGAAGAUGCUGAUUGAUGUCGUGGAGAAGCCCUUACAAAAGCUUCACUUGAUUGAUCAAAUCCAACGCUUGGGAAUUGAGUACCAUUUUGAACGUGAAGUAGAUGAGCAAUUAGAACAAAUCCACAAAAGUUACUCUCGACUUGAUCAUGAAGAUUUUAAGGUAGAUGACCUUCACAUGGUCGCUCUCAUCUUUAGAUUGCUGCGACAACAUGGUUACAAUAUUUCAUCAGAGGUCUUUGACAAAUUCAAAGAUAGCAAAGGGAACUUCCGAGAGUCGCUCACAAGCGAUGUGCGUGGAUUGUUGAGCCUAUAUGAAGCUUGCCAUUUAAGGUGUCAUGGCGAUUCAAUCUUGGACGAAGCACUUCCUUUUGCUACAACUCACCUUGAAUCGAGCAAUAAAAGCAAAGUGAGCACUAGUCUUGCAAAACAAGUGAGUCAUGCUCUAAAGCAGCCACUUCGCAAGGGAUUGCCAAGGCUCGAGGCGAGCCGCUAUAUUCCACUCUACCAAGAAGAGCCUUCACAUGAUGAAGUUUUGCUUACCUUGGCCAAACUAGAUUUCAACUUACUGCAAGAGCAACACCAGAAGGAACUUGGCAAGAUUACUAGGUGGUGGAAGAAUAUAGAUGUUCCAAGAAAGUUCCCAUUCGCUAGAGACAGGAUUGUGGAGUUGUUCUUCUGGACCACGGGAAUAUAUUUCGAGCCGGAAUUUGCCAUGGCCAGAGAGAUACUCACCAAAGUGAUCUCCCUCACUUCCAUUAUGGACGAUAUCUACGAUGUCUAUGGCACAGUGGAAGAACUUGCACUCCUCAAUGAAGUAAUCCAAAAGUGGGAUGUUGAUGCCAUGGAUGGAUUACCAGAGUAUAUGCAAACUUAUUUCAAGGAGUUUCUCCAGCUCUAUGAAUAUAUUGGGAAUCAAUUGGCCGCAAAAGGAAGAUCGUACCGCCUUAUCUAUGCAAAAGAAGUUAUGAAGAAGCUAGUAAGAGCAUACUUUCAGGAAGCCAAAUGGUUCCAUACCAACUAUAUACCAACACUGGAAGAGUACAUGCCACUUCAACUAAUAACGACUGGCUAUGGAAUGUUAGCGACUACAUCACUUGUAGGAAUGGGCGAUGUGGUCACAGAACAUGUUCUUAAAUGGUCGGUCAGUGAUUGCAAGAGCGUGAAGGCUACACAAACCAUAUGUAGGCUCAUGGAUGAUGUUUCCUCUCAUGAGUUUGAGCAAAAGAGGGGGCAUGUAGUAUCUGCGGUGGAGUUGCUCAUGAAAUACCAUGGCGUCUCGGAGCAAGAAGCCGGGGAGGAACUCCUAAAAGGAGUCAUUGAUGCAUGGAAGGACACCAAUGAAGAGUUUCUUCGUCCAACUGCAGUCCCAAUGUUGGUUCUCACACGAAUGCUCAAUUUCUCGCGGGUGAUAGAUGUGUUAUAUAGUGAUGGAGAUAAUUACACCCAUUCUAAAACCAAGCUCAAAGAUUAUGUGACAUUGCUCUUCGUCAAUCCCUUGCCGAUGUAAAGUUUGGACCAAAUGUUAUCACACCAAUUUGGUCAUUGUAAAUCAAUAGUCUAUUGAUUAUGCCUUUGAAACCCUACUUUUCCCGGAUGUAUGAGGGAAAAUAUCAUUACUAGUAUGUACUUUCAUAUUGAUGUGCUCAAUAAGGCUCAUAAUUAAAGAGAUGCAUAUGGGUAUGGUGUUGCUAAUUUCAGAAGUCUAGCAUAUCAUGUAAUUGUAAUAUUUCAAUAAUUCCAACCACUUUGUCCAAAA